CAGUCCCACAGCGACCACCGCCGCCAUCGUCGCCUGCCACCCCGCCGCCCUUUCAUCCCUCCUCUUUCUUUCCCUUUCUUUCUUUCUUUUCGCCGGUCCAAAAGCCUCAACUUGGGACUUUGUACGAAGUCCUCCCGACAUUCUUUCCUUCGAUCAGCUUGACGCCGACGAAACACACCAUGCAUAUCCGACGUGAACCUGCUGUGCGGGCCCUUGGACACGGGAAUGCAUUUAUCGCGAACGGCGAGCAAGCGCAGGGACGUAUUUUGGAGGACAGGGCUAUCACGGUCACCAGCCUCGUAACGAGCACGGUUUCGGCGAGGCCUGCGGUGAGUGCUACGCAAGUCGCGAUCGGGGUCAUCCCAGCCUCGAUCGACCAGUCGCCCGCCUCGCCCACUUCCACCUCGACCUUCACCGUCACCGUGAAGCCGUCUACCUCGUCAGCGGCAAGCACGAGCUCGACGAGCGCGAAGCAGUCGUCUACGACCUCGUCGUCCGCGUCGCCCUCUACCUCGUCUUCCACAGCCCGUUCGACCUCGAGCACGCAGCAGACUACCAGCAGUCGCGCCUCGUCUACUUCCUCUAGCGCAGCGCCAUCCACCACGGCCCCCGCACCCGCCGCCACACCAGUUAGCGGAGGCAGCAAAGGCGCCACCUCGAGCGCGUCCAGCUCAGGGACCGCCGCCGAGUCCACCGCCUCCGCCGGCUCAAAAUCCGACAUGUCCACCGUCUCCUCCGCCGUGCACCGCUCCUCCGUGCCGCCAGGCGCCAUCGGCGCCAUCGUCGCCGUGGUCAUCCUCGUCGUGCUCGGCCUCGGCUUCCUCCUCGUGCGGCGGUACUUCAUCCGCAAGCGCCAGGCGCGCCGCAAGACAUGGGGCGCGGGCCUCGUCGCCGCACCCGACUUUUCCGACACGGAGCAGAAGUACGAGCAGGCGCGCGCGGCGGGCACGGCGCCGAGCAUCCGCUCGUACGGCGGCGCAGAUAGCGGCGACGCGCGCUCGUUCGUGGACCUGCCCAACCCCUACACUGCCGCGCCGAGCACGUACGCCGCCGCCAACGCGCUCGCCGCGCCCGCGAUGUCGUACAACAACCCCGCGCCGCCGCCGGUGACGCCCUCGGUCAGCAUGCCCGUCAACGCGGCGGGCGCGGCGGCGCUCGCGAACGCGGCCGUCGUGCGCUGCACGUUCAUCCCGAGCCUGCCGGACGAGCUGUCGAUCACGACGGGCGAGACGGUGCGCGUGAUCGGCGAGUACGACGACGGGUGGGCGCUGUGCGUGAACGGGCGCGGCGAGCAGGGCAUGGUGCCCGUGGAGUGCUUGGACAGGAGCCUGGGUGGGCGGGCGGGGCUGCCCCCGCCGAUCAGUGUGGGGACGGCGGACUGGAGGGCGUCGAAGAGGGUGAGCAGCCUCGCGAGCCCGCGCUUUGCGAAGAUGACCUAA
Gloeophyllum trabeum ATCC 11539 is the source of this 1439-nucleotide messenger RNA. RefSeq lists its product as uncharacterized. The record is from RefSeq and is a predicted model, not a curated record. The transcript has a single exon. Lineage: Eukaryota; Fungi; Basidiomycota; Agaricomycetes; Gloeophyllales; Gloeophyllaceae. Gene Ontology annotation, molecular function: protein binding. The coding region runs from base 180 to 1439 and encodes 419 amino acids.